Geodia barretti is the source of this 795-nucleotide messenger RNA. Lineage: Eukaryota; Metazoa; Porifera; Demospongiae; Tetractinellida; Geodiidae. The record is from the annotation of a GenBank genome assembly.
AUGCGAUUUGGCAUAGUUGUGUUCCCCGGCACCUGGAGCGAUACGGACUGCUAUUACCAGGUGAAGGACAUCCUGGGGCAAGAUGCGGACUAUGUCUGGCACCAGGAGGAAAGCCUAAAGGGCUUCGACUGCGUAAUUCUUCCAGGCGGUUUCUCUUACGGCGACUACUUGCGGGCCGGCGCAAUUGCCCGCUUCGCCCCCGUGAUGAACGCUCUGAACGAAUUUGCCGCCGGCGGCGGGCUGGUCGUAGGGAUUUGCAACGGGUUCCAGGUGUUAUGCGAGGCAGGCUUGCUUCCAGGAAUACUGAUGAGGAACGGCCACCUCGAGUAUCGCUGCCAGUGGACCACCUUGCGCACCGAGCGAACCGACACCCCCUUUUCCAGUCUUUGCAAAAUUGGCCAGACACUGCAAAUUCCCGUUUCACACGGUGAGGGCAAUUACUACGCCGACCCAACCACCCUGGACCGGCUGGAGGUCAACGGUCAGGUGCUAUUUCGAUACUGCGACGAUUCGGGCGAGGUAACUGCCGAGGCCAAUCCCAACGGCUCAGCGCGCAACAUUGCCGGAAUUGUCAACGAAGCCGGAACUGUGCUGGGAAUGAUGCAGAACGAAGUGCGAACCCUCUGGUGGGCCGGCAGCGUAUUUCCCAGACGGAAACCUGAUUUUCCUGUCGAUAAUGCGCCCACUAUUCUUUGCCUCGUGCUGGCUCUUCCUUUCAAUUCCCCGAAUAUCCCCAGUGCUCUGGGCUCACAGCGGCUAGCUCCCCGCUGUCCACGCGUACUUCCUGUAUGGUAA